GAUACACCCAGGCAGGGUGCUUAAAAUGGUCCGGACUGUGCUCUCUCUCUUUCUCUCUCUCGCUCUCUCUAUAUAUAGAAGUGUACAUUCAGUCUGUGAUUCUCUAUCAUUAACUUAAGCAGUACUGCAUUUCCACGUGCAGUCAGAAGCACAACCUUUUAUCAGAAUAACAAUGUUCCUGUUCCUGAAGUCAUUCCUAAAACCCAAACAUUUUUACUAUGGUCUAUCCUCUGUAUAGCAAGGAAAAUUGUUACUAAAAGUUGGAAAUCCCAGUCUACUCCUCUCUUUGAAGUCUUCAACUUUUCCAGUUCUGAUAAAAAAAAAAAAAAACAGCCACAAGUCCUUUUUACAGCAUCAGGAGUCAAAAAGAAUCUUAAAUUCAAUAAUCUAAAGUGGAAUUCACUUGUCUAUGGGGUUAAAUGGAGAGUGAAAGUACAAAACUACUGGAUGCGUCCUUUUGGCAGUGGAUAGUAUCAUCAUUUGUGACAAGUAAUACAUAACUGGCUAUUAUUUUGACCUGACUGAGAUACCCACUCACCAUCUGUAAGCAAGUGUAGCAAGCAAGUAACUGAGGCUUUUGUCAAAGCCAACAUCCAUUAUGAUGAGAGAACACGUCAUAACUUAAACAUGUCAAACAUUCGUGACAUGAAACUUCUGUCUCAACACUAUUAAUCAGUUUAAUUAUUAGUUCACUUCAUAGAUUUCUCAUCAAAGUAGUCUUAUCUCAGUCUUCUUCUAGGCUACAUCAUCCGCAUGUUAAGAAAUCAGGCCCUUUAUUUAAUUACUGUUGUCGGAAUCUCAAGAAUAUACAUAGAUAUUAUGUAGAGCAUGCAUGGACAAUAACUUCAUAGCCACUGCCCAUUUUAUUAAACAAGUAUAGAAAUUUUAAAUUCCUGGAUUAUCUUUAAUUUUAGAUUAGAAGACUGCAUGCCAGUGUUCCAUUGCAUUUGUCAGGAAGCUAUUACCUAGACCUCCACUGCUAAUAUGUUUUUUUCUGGUAUUUCUCAUAUACAUGUGUCAUUGUAUUAAAUGGUUGUGGACCUUCCUUUGACAAGCACUGUAGUCUCUGUAACCUACAGGUUCAAAGACUGCAGCAUUUUCUUCUUAGCAGUUGUUUUGUGAUUUACAUUAAUUUGUAGCAGUUAUGUCCCAUUCCUAUACUCUGGUAGUAUCUCUGCUUUAUACAGUUACAUAUUAUCUACUUUGAUUCACUGCAUUUUUUUUUAUUCUGUAGUUACUCUAACCAGAAUAUAAUUCCAUUAUAUUGGCAUCCUAAAAGACUCCAUAUCUGCCUAUAUUAUAUAGGGACUGUAUAGGUAACAGGACAGAGAGUUACAGCUCUGAGCUGUUAAUGAACUGCUUCCUGUAGUCAAAGGUCCAGGGUUUGAUUCCUUCCACCUAUAUUUGCCUAAUCUGUGGCUUUGAGUUUUGUCUGGGAGUUACUACAGAUGACUAAAGCUUUGACUUGUUAAUGAACUGCUUCCUUUGCCAAGGUUGCAGGGUUUGAAUCUUCACACCUUCAUUUACCUACUCUGUGACCUUGAGCAAGUCAUUUAAUCACAUAUUGCUUUGGGGCAUUUGGCAAUUUGAGAUAAGCUUUUUAGUAGCCUCCUGGAUUGCAGGUCUACUUAUUACUUAUGAACUGCAAUCUUGUCCUGGGUUGCCUUUUAUACUCUGCAUAAUAUAAACAAACUGAGAUACCAUGCAGAAGCUAUUGCGGCUCUUUCGGAAGUACCCAUGGCUGAGUAAUGUGACCGUCUAUGGCUCCCUCUUUGCCAGUGCAGAUCUAGUCCAGCAGUGGCUUACGAAGAGCAAAGAUGAAGUGAUUGAUUUAACACAGACAGCAAAGGUGGGACUGAUUGGACUUUGCUUUCAUGCCAACUUUAACUUCUUCUGGUUUAAAGCCCUCGAACAUGUAUGGCCAGGAUCUGCUGCUCGCUGUGUCAUCAAGAAGGUGGUUACUGACCAGUUGGUGGCUGGUCCUAUCACAAUCAGUGCUUUUUACACAGGUUUAAGCUUUUUAGACGGCGAAGAAGAUGUUUUCAAAACUGUGAGAGAAAAACUGUGGCCAACAUAUAAGACUGGAGUGGUGUACUGGUCCACUGUUCAGGCUGUAAAUUUUAGCAUCAUCCCUCCCUUUGUCAGAACUGCCUACAUUGGGGCCUGCUCCUUUGUCUGGACCAGUUUUCUGUGCUACGUAAGGCAUCACAAUGUGGACCAAGUACUGAAGAACCUGCUUCAGAUGCUACCAACUUCCACCAAGAACUUGGCACAAGAUACACAGAAGGAAAAGGACUCUCCUGGCAAAUAGUUUUGUCUCAUCUGUCAGACACGUCACAGGAAGAAUGGCUGUUGCUAUUAAAGGAAAUCAUGUCUCAUCCUGCUUACUUAAUCCAAAGCUGUUUUUUUUCUCUGUGGGCCCAGGUUACUUCUGUUUGUUUCCUUAAACAGUUACAUACUAGUUAGUAGGUUUUGAAUGUCACUGAAUGUGAUUCUCAAUUAAUUUUGAUUGUAUGCCAUGCUUUCUGGGGAUUAUACACUCCUGUUGAUUUCAAAAUACAGUAUUUAAUAGAUUACUUAGAAAUUCAGUGGAUUUUUUUUGUUUUAAAUUUGAUAAACAUUCACAAACUCUU
Protopterus annectens (West African lungfish) is the source of this 2633-nucleotide messenger RNA. RefSeq names its product MPV17 mitochondrial inner membrane protein like (gene MPV17L). The coding region runs from base 1703 to 2311 and encodes 202 amino acids. The record is from RefSeq and is a predicted model, not a curated record. Gene Ontology annotation, cellular component: membrane; cytoplasm. NCBI's taxonomy places the organism in Eukaryota, Metazoa, Chordata, Ceratodontiformes, Protopteridae. The transcript has 6 exons.